GCACACAUAAAACUAUGCCUGUACAAUCACCCAUUGAAAUAAGUAAUCGCAUCAUUGAACAUAUCGAUGACAUUGAUCCUUUGGAAUACCAUGGUCAUUGGGAACCUGUAGGUAUAGCCCGCGUACAAAAUACCGGCACUUCAGCUGUGGUAACAUUUGGGAAACGCAAAUGUCUGCCAUACAUAGUUGGCGGCUGUCUCGGCCAAGCGAGAUUUAUAUUCGAACAAUUGCAUUUUCACUGGGCAGACACUGACGAUUCAGGAUGCGAACAUACGCUGGAAGGCAACAAAUACUCAAUGGAAGCUCACGCUGUACACUAUAAUGCCAAAUAUAAUAAUUUUACAGAAGCCAAAAGUAAGCCGGAUGGUCUGGCUGUGGUGGCCUUUUUUAUACAGGCUUGCGGUGAAAAAGAUUGUCCCGAAUUUAGGAAAAUCUCUGAAGGUAUACGAAUAGUACAAAGAAUUCACACCAGUGCCUCACUGGACUCGGAUUGUUUGUCUUGGAUAGGAUUACAAGAACUAAGCAAACAUUACUACACUUAUAAAGGAUCCCUAACCACGGCUCCCUAUUUUGAAACUGUUACUUGGAUAAUAUAUCGUACUCCAAUUUAUGUCUCUCGAGGACAGGUAAACGUCUUUCGCAAUUUGCAAUCCUGUCCGAAAGACGAAACCAAAAAAAUUGUUAGCAAUUAUCGCGAAAUUCAAAAAUCAGAAAAAAUUCCAGAAAUUUAUUUUGCGCGUAACGCCAAACCAAAGUCAAAAUUAUGAUUUAAUUAUUCUUUGAAAGGAAAAGAUUUUUUUGUUGUUGUAUAGGG
Messenger RNA from Glossina fuscipes, 814 nucleotides. It is a transcript of the gene CAH3, whose product is annotated as carbonic anhydrase 2. Gene Ontology annotation, molecular function: carbonate dehydratase activity; zinc ion binding. Lineage: Eukaryota; Metazoa; Arthropoda; Insecta; Diptera; Glossinidae. The coding region runs from base 15 to 767 and encodes 250 amino acids. The transcript has 3 exons. The record is from RefSeq and is a predicted model, not a curated record. Gene Ontology annotation, cellular component: cytoplasm.